GUAAACUUUGCAUAUGCAGAGAGAGAGCAGAGACAAAUAUUGGUUUGGACUUUGCUCAACCAUUGACCAUGCUGCUCUAGCUUAAUCUUGUACCUAUAUUCAACACACACCUAAAUUUAGCAAACAAAUUACAAAACAACACCAGAUUAAAAAACUUCAUCUUCUCUUCAUUUUCAAUACAUGACUUGACAUAUAUAUAUACGCACAACUUCUGUAUAUAUAUCUCAAAAUCAUCCAUGGCUACAGCUCCGUCGGAAAUGCACGAGCCGAGCAUAGACACAGACAAGCUUAGCUAUGAAAUCUUCUCCAUUUUAGAGAGCAAGUUUCUGUUCGGUUACGACGAUCGCAAGCUCUGGAUUCCGAAAAUUUCGCCGACGAGCGAGGAGAAGGCGGCGGAUGUUUCGCCGGCGGUGAUUAGCGAUGGCGCGGCGAGCAAUUUUAAGAAUCAGAGAGGUAAGGUUUGUAUCUUGAGCGUUGAUGGAGGUGGAUUGAGGAAUAUUAUUGCUGGAAAGGCGUUGGCGUAUUUGGAGAAUGCGUUAAGGAGGAUUUCCGGUGACUCUGACGCGAGGAUUGCCGAUUUUUUCGAUGUCGCCGCCGGGACCGGCGUCGGAGGGAUUUUCACGGCGAUGUUGUUCGGGACGAAGGAUGAUGAGCGCCCGAUUUUUUCGGCGGAGGACACGUGGCGGCUGAUGACGGAGCACGGUAACAAAAUCUACGGGAAAGGUAAACCAAAAAGUAAGCUGAGUCGGAUUUUUAACGGUGACGGUAAAAGCAUUAGCGGCACGGCGGCGAUGGAGAAAGUUGUGAAAUCGGCGUUUAUCGAUAACGGAAAGAGCUUAACGCUACGGAACACGUUGAAGCCGAUUUUAAUCCCGUGUUUCGAUUUGUCCAGCUCAGCACCUCUUUUAUUCUCCAGAGCUGACGCGAUCGAGUCGGACAGCUUUGAUUUUCGUCUUUGGGAAGUGUGUCGUGCCACGUCAGCUGAACCCGGUUUGUUCGAACCGGUGGAGAUGCGAUCGGUCGAUGGCGCCAAGAGAUGUCUCGCGGUGGACGGGGGUUUGGUUAUGACGAAUCCAACAGCUGCGGCAAUUACACAUGUGCUGCAUAAUAAGCAGGAGUUUCCGUUUGUCAGGGGCGUUGAGGACAUUUUGGUGCUCUCGAUUGGGAGCGGCGUGGUUCAGGAAAAUUACGAGUUCGAGCAAGUGAGGAAGUGGAAGGCCAAGGAUUGGGCGAGGCCGAUGGCGAGGAUCUCCAGUGAUGGUUCGGCUGAUUUGGUUGAUCAUUCGGUCGCGAUGGCAUUUGGAAGUGGUCAUAGUAGCAAUUAUGUCCGGAUACAGGCAAAUGGAUCUAGUUUAAGUCGUUGCAGGGCUAACGUAGAGUCGGAUCCCAGUCCUAAAAACUUAAAAAUGCUCUCGGAAAUAGGGGAUGAAAUGCUGAAACAGAAAAACGUAGAGUCUUUGCUGUUCGAGGGUAAGAGGAUCGGGGAGCAGAGCAAUUUCGAGAAGUUGGAUUGGUUUGCAGGAGAGCUUGUCUCAGAACAUCAGAAGAGGAGUUGCAGGAUAGCUCCCACUGUUGCUUUCAAACAGGCAAAUCAGAAACCAACUUAGCAAAUUUCUCAAAAACUUUUGAUUAUGGUGAAAGACACAUGAUAUGUAAAAAUGGAGAAGAAAAGAAAUAUUUAAGUAGUAAAAGAAAAUACAAAUGUACUGGAAGAUGAAGGGAAAUAGGUGGAGGUACACUCAACUGCAAUUGUAGGAAAAGAAAGAAAGAUGGGAUGUGAUGUUAAUGGAUGAUCUUGGUGGGAUUUCUUGCCUAUCAGAGUACAGGCACUAGUUAUGUCCACUCCACUUUUUCACCAUGUACCAUUAGAUCCAAGAGGAUGGGGGAAAUUUGAAGAUAGUAGUGAAUUUUGGUGAGCUUUAGUUGAAGGUCAAAAGCAAUGAAAAUACAUCAUGUAACAUUUGAAUGAAUUCAUAUUUGGUAAAUGGAUCAUGAGGACUUGUAUGCUGGGAAUAUGUCCAUUUUUUCUUUCCCUGCAAUCUUAGUGUUCCCUCUAUCUUUAUCUGUUUGUAUUAUGACUUUGGUAUAACCUUUUCCUUUUUUUCGACUAUAUGUAUUGAAACCAUUGUUAAUUGUUUGCA
This is a messenger RNA of Daucus carota subsp. sativus, 2141 nucleotides long. RefSeq names its product patatin-like protein 6. The coding region runs from base 237 to 1607 and encodes 456 amino acids. The transcript has 3 exons. NCBI's taxonomy places the organism in Eukaryota, Viridiplantae, Streptophyta, Magnoliopsida, Apiales, Apiaceae. Gene Ontology annotation, biological process: lipid metabolic process. The record is from RefSeq and is a predicted model, not a curated record.